Molecule: messenger RNA, 525 nt
Organism: Cucurbitaria berberidis CBS 394.84
Lineage: Eukaryota; Fungi; Ascomycota; Dothideomycetes; Pleosporales; Cucurbitariaceae
Exons: 1
Coding region: 1-525 (174 amino acids)
Source: RefSeq, a predicted model, not a curated record
AUGUCACAUCCCCGCUACAUUCCAACCGGAGAAUGGAUCCUCUGCACCAACACCUUCACUGACAUCAGCCCCAAAGACCUAUUCAAGAGACCUUUCACCGGCCGCCCCGUCUUCGUCUUCCACUCACAAGAGGGCGCUACUACAGUUGUCCAAGCCCUGUAUUCUUCCCUAUCCUUACAACCCUGGAUGUCAGGCUGGACCACCGCACUUGAACCGUACGAACCGGAUUCAUCGGGUGGAUCCAACGGUUUCGCAGUUUAUAAGAUGGUAGGCGAGUCUGUGGGUGAAGAGGGUGAUGUAAAGGACUUGGUGUAUGGAAGGUUGUGGUGGGUGUUGUUUGUGACUGGGAAUCGGGUGAUGGAGAAAGGAAUAUUCGAUGCGAAAUACCGAGAUGCUGAUUGGGACAAAGAGAGGGCGUAUGAUAGGAGGAAUGAACAGGAUAAUGCGCUCGUGAUGAAGUGGUUUAUCGAGGAGGUGAGGAGAGAUGUCAGUGAGCUGACAAGGAGUGCAGUUCGUGGUGCUUGA